Messenger RNA from Phragmites australis (common reed), 4281 nucleotides. RefSeq names its product kinesin-like protein KIN-7E, chloroplastic. Gene Ontology annotation, molecular function: ATP binding; microtubule motor activity; microtubule binding. The coding region runs from base 406 to 3870 and encodes 1154 amino acids. Gene Ontology annotation, biological process: microtubule-based movement. The record is from RefSeq and is a predicted model, not a curated record. The transcript has 25 exons. NCBI's taxonomy places the organism in Eukaryota, Viridiplantae, Streptophyta, Magnoliopsida, Poales, Poaceae.
CGAAAAGAGGCAUGUCCAUCAACUAAUCCAAAACAUAGUAAAAUAGGAGAAAUAUUAGAUUUCACUCCCUUGCUAAGAUUUCGCACGGAUUUGGCUCUCCCUUUACACGCCCGAUGAUAACAAAACUGCGUUGAGCAAGUUGUGGACAUUGUUUUGAUCCCCAUAAAGCCACGGUAAGCACACACCCGGUGAUCCAAACCCCCGGAAGACUUCAUAGCUUUAGACCAAAACACGAAAAAGGCGGUACCCGGGCGCCUCGCAGGAAGACGACGACGACGACCCACCAAAGCAAGCCCACGAGCUCCCCCCUCCACCCCUCACGAGCUCGUGCUCCCCUCCUCCCCCCUAAACCCUAGUCCGCCAAAGCCCGGCUCCGCUCCGAGCUCCACCCGCCGCGGCGCCGCAAUGUCGUCGUCGAGGUCCACGCGCUCCAGCAUAUCCCCAUUCCGAUCCCGCCGCUCGGCACCGGCGUCGGCGUCGGCAGCGCCGCCUCCUCCACCGGCGCGAACCUCGUCGGGCGGCCGACCGUCCACGCCGUCCUCGUCCUCCGCGCGGCCCACCACCCUGUCCUCGUCCUCCGGCGGCCGCCCCGCCACCCCGUCCGCCGCCUUCGCGCGCCCCACCACCCCGUCGUCCUCGGCGCGGCCCACCACGCCGUCCUCCACCGCCUCCGCGCGGCCCACCACGCCCUCGUCGGUCUCCUCGCGCGCUGCGGGGAGGGCGCCACCCGUGGAAGCCGCCAAUGCCAAGGAGAACAUCAUGGUGACCGUCCGCUUUCGGCCCCUCAGUCCCAGAGAGGUCAACAAGGGGGACGAGGUGGCGUGGUACGCGGACGGUGACAACAUGGUGCGCAACGAGUACAGCCCCAGCAUUGCCUAUGCAUUUGAUAAAGUUUUUGGCCCUGCUACUACAACUCGCCAUGUAUAUGAUGUUGCAGCUCAGCACGUUGUAAGUGGUGCCAUGGAAGGAAUUAAUGGCACAGUUUUUGCAUAUGGCGUUACUAGUAGCGGGAAAACUCAUACCAUGCAUGGAGAGCAAAAGUCGCCUGGCAUUAUUCCAUUGGCGGUGAAGGAUGUGUUCAGAAUUAUUCAAGAUACACCUGGACGAGAAUUUCUUCUGCGAGUUUCAUAUAUUGAAAUAUACAACGAGGUUAUCAAUGAUUUACUUGACCCGACAGGACAAAAUCUCAGAAUUAGAGAAGACACACAGGGAACUUAUGUUGAAGGGAUUAAAGAAGAGGUCGUUUUAUCACCCGCACAUGCGCUCUCUCUAAUAGCAUCUGGAGAAGAGCACAGACAUGUUGGGUCAAACAACUUCAAUCUUGUCAGUAGUAGGAGCCACACUAUCUUCACACUGACCAUUGAGAGUAGCCCCUCUGGUGAAAAUGAAGCUGAAGAAGAAGUCAAGUUGUCUCAGUUGAACUUGAUUGAUCUUGCCGGUUCUGAGAGUUCAAAGACGGAAACGACUGGAUUACGACGCAAAGAAGGUUCGUACAUAAACAAGAGUUUGCUCACCCUUGGAACAGUUAUUGCUAAACUCACAGAUGGUAAGGCUACUCAUAUUCCAUAUCGAGACUCCAAGCUCACACGCUUACUUCAGUAUUCUCUGAGUGGGCAUGGACGCAUAUCUCUUAUCUGCACAGUUACCCCUGCUUCCAGCAACAGCGAAGAGACACAUAAUACAUUAAAAUUUGCCCACAGGAGCAAGCAUGUCGAAAUAAAAGCUUCUCAAAAUAAGAUAAUAGAUGAGAAGUCUUUAAUAAAGAAGUAUCAAAAGGAGAUAUCCUACUUGAAAGAAGAGCUGCAGCAACUGAGACGCGGUAUAGUGGGAAAUGGGUAUACUCUUCCGACGGAUCAAGAGGAUCUUGUUAACUUGAAACUUCAGCUUGAAGCUGGCCAAGUCAAACUUCAAUCAAGACUAGAACAGGAAGAGGAAGCAAAAGCAGCAUUGAUGGUUAGAAUUCAGAGGCUAACAAAAUUAAUAUUGGUAUCAACCAAAAGUUCGAUAUCCUCAAAUGUUCCAGGAAAGACUAACCUGCGUCGACGGCAUUCAUUUGGGGAAGAUGAGCUUGCUUAUUUGCCUGAUCGAAAGAGGGAAUACUUCAUAGAUGAUGAUGAUGUUAGUCUUGAUUCAGAGCUUUCGCUUGAAGGAAGACUUGAUUCAAACAACCCUGAUGAGUCAAUUAGGUUUGACAGAAGGAAUCGCAAACGUGGAAUGCUUGGUUGGUUCAAACUAAAGAAGUCCGACCAAUUAUCUGGACUAUCACCUAGUGCGGAUGGUGACAGCACUGCUAGUGGCUCUCCUUCCUGCUCUAGAUCAUCACAACAGAAGAACCUUCUGCUUGACCUGAAGGAUGGUCGAAGGAAAUCUAUGACUAGGAAAGGAGAUGAUCCGUCACUUGUUGAUUCUUUUCUUGAAAGGAAUCAGGCUGGUGAUCUGUUUAGCGCUGCAUCCAGAGCACGACACCCUCUGCCGAGUGGAGCAACAAUUGUGGAUCAAAUAGAUCUUCUUCAAGAGCAGGUCAAAAUGCUGGCUGGGGAAGUUGCGCUUUGUACGAGCUCACUCAAAAGGUUGUCAGAGCAAGCGGCCAACAACCCUGACAAUUUUCAAAUUCAGGAGCAAAUUGAGAAGUUGAAAGAUGAAAUCAGCGAAAAGAAAUCACAUAUACAUAUGCUAGAGCAGCGGAUGGUGCAAUCACUAGAAACGACUGAAGGCCCAGCAAUUAAGACUGAAUUGUCCCAGACCUUUUCAAAGUUGAGCUCACAAUUGAGUGAGAAGACAUUUGAACUGGAGAUAAUGUCUGCAGAUAAUAGAAUUCUUCAAGACCAGCUACAAGCAAAGGCAACGGAAAAUGCAGAACUCCGAGAAACAGUUGCACAAUUAAGGCAAGAAAUUAGUAGCUUGUUGAAGGCUGCCAGAAGCGAGGAUAGUUUUGCUAGCUUGCAGUCUAGUGAACCAUCAACGACAAGCACUGAUCCUAGGGAUCAGGCAAAUGAAAUCUCGAAUCAUGCAAAUAUUCCCUCUAAAACAACUGGAGAAAAUGAGUCAGCAUUAAUAUCUCAAGUGCUCAUGCAGGCUUCAGAAAUUGAGAAUUUGAAGCAAGAUAAGUUGAAGUUGGCGGAAGAGAAGGUGGAGCUGGAAAGCCGCAGUCAAAAACUGGUUGAGGAAUCAUCCUAUGCUAAAGAAUUGGCAGCUGCCGCUGCAGUUGAACUAAAAAAUUUGGCAGAGGAAGUCACCAGGCUUUCUUACGAAAAUGCAAAACUGAAUGCAGACUUAGCUGCCACGAAAGAGCUAACUGCAUCAGUUUCAAGGGGUAAUAUCCAUAAUGACACUAAAGGACGUGAUCAUGAGAGUGGAAUUCUAGUUGAGGAGUUGCAGAAAGAGUUGGUUGCUAGUUGUCGAAGGGAAGCUGUGUUGGAGGACACUCUGUCCCAAAAAGUCCGGAGAGAAGGUGAGCUUCUAAAGAUGGUUGAUGAUGCAAAAUGCCGUGAGCAUGAUUUGGAAAACGAACUGGCAAGCAUGUGGGUUCUUGUUUCAAAGAUAAAAAAUGAAAGCUCCCAAGAGGAUUUGUUUGAAUUCAAAGCAAAACAAAACGGAUUUCACUCAUCUAGGCCUGAUACUGGUAGAGUGCCAAGGGAAAUGCUAGCUUCAGGCAAUGGGAACUGGGAUGGCCUCAGUACUUUGGAAGAAGCAAGAGCUGCAUACACUUUUGAAAGAAGGCGCUGCAAAGAAUUGGAAAGCGUCGUGUCUAGAUUGAAGGGUGAGGAUAUCAAGGGUUUAGAUGUUAAAGUCCUUGAAGAGCUACAAAAUUUCCAUGUAGAAGCACUAUCAAGGAUUUGCCAAGAAAAGAUGGCGAGUCAGGUGCUAUAGCAGGCAUUCCUUGUCCUAAAGCUGAGAAGCCGCUUUCAUUCGAGGUCACCUCUUCGCAGUUCCAGCUGAUGUCUCCUCAUUGCCGCAAGCAACCUCGAUUAACCUGCAUUUGGACACUGAUCGCCUGCGUUUAACCGGACGAAAAAGAAGCGAAAUGUGGUUAGACUGCAGGCGCUGAUCUUUAGUGAACAUGCAGAUACACUCUGCUGUACAGCUAGAUGAACCAGAAAGAUAGUGGAAACAGGAGUACCGGAAUAUGUAUUUACCGGUAGGAGCUAGGAAGGAAGAUGCCGAAGGCGGAGUUUCUGUAUCUGAACCCUACUCCGCCCUUAAUAACUGUAGAGCCGAACGGAUUCCGCUGUAGUUUUGGCGCCUUACUGCUGCUUUGACGCGUGACUGCAGUGUACUUGA